CCCAUAAAAACAAGCGCUUGAAUUGAAUGAAGAAAAUACUAUGACAGAAAUUUAUAGCCAAGCGGAAAGCAUUUUGAUGUGUUGCAUUGCAUGAUACGGCGUAUGUAAUGUACGUACAGUCGUACACAGCGUUGAAGUAGCCGUUAUUGGCCGUUAUCCGGCAGCGUCUGACUUGAAUAAUUGUGGCUUUAUUUACGUUUUGUUUUGGCAAACUAUUGGCGAUGCGGUGCAAAUGUGCAUCGUGCAUGGACGUAGCAUUGUAAUGCAUCGAAUAUGCAAUUCAACGCAUCAAAGUCAACCAGCUGAUUAGUGGUCGCAGUACAAAUUCAACUAUUCAAGCAAACACAUCGUGCUUGACACAGUUUAGAUAAGAUAAAAUUCACAAAAUUAGAAAUAAAAUAUUUAUUGUUCUCAUUUUCUGUAAUGUAACACUUCCAUUAGACGUGCGGUCUUUCGUUUUCUGUGAUAAUUUUUGUUUGCCCGUUUUCAUUCAUGUUCAAAUAAGAGUUCAUUAGUUUUUUUUUUAAUUUUAAAUCUUUUUACAAACACUAGCGCCAACAAUUUGUUGAAUGUUUAAUAAAUUUCUUGUCAAAUAUCAAAUUUCCCGAAAAAUGAAUACAACCACUUAAAAUUGUUGUUGCUACUAAACGUGCUUAUCGGUUAUUCAAUCGUGAGGUGAGUUUUUUUUCUUAAUUUUACGGAGUUCCGAAAUGAGCUCAACUGAAGUCAAAAUCAAACGCAAAAAAGAACGCAAUAGUUUUGAAUCAUUGUUAUUCCAUACUCUGUAACAAGUUCAAUAUUUGAUAUCAACUACAUUUAAUCAGUCUAUACAGCUUUAUUGCGUUGUAUUCAGUUACAUGCUAGUUCUCAACGAAUUGUGUUCUUUGGACGCAUGACUCAUGCAUUUCAUAGAGAAUAACACAAUAUAACAAUGCAUUAUUUGUAACCGAUUAUGAACUGCCGAUUUAUUUAAAAACUAACAGUUCAGUUGAGGGUGUGUAACGGGUCAAUAAAGGAGCUAUAUAAUACUUGCUGCACCUUUUCUAACGAAAGAUUUGGAUUUAGUGAUGCCGACAUUAUUGAAACAAAGUUAUUUUGUAAAAUUUAUCUUAUCAAAUUCAGGGAUGAUCCAGAAAGAUUCAGAUUUAAAUAAAGCAAGGGCUAAGUAACAUUUGAAGUGUAAUUCAAGGCAAAACUUUGGCAAAAAAAGUGGCCAGGCAGACGUCACCUCCUUUGUUUUUCUACAAAUGAAUCGUAUUAAAUUGUAUAUUGAAUGAAACAUGCAAUUUGAGUGUAAAGACAAAAUUUGAGCUGAACACGUCUAAACUUAAAAACAAAGCAACAAAACCGCCCACUCUACUAUUCAAUUUUAAUUCCCAAUAGUGUGUGCCUCUUGAUAUUUUCAAGAAAAAAUGAGUGGAAACGAUGAUUUAUCUACGCUAAUAUUGGACAGUGACGAAGAUGACGAGGAAAAUCGUCAAACAUCCAACGAUGAUGAGCUGAACGCGGGAAUUGGAUUCGGUGGAUCUACAUGUCAUCGCUUCAUAGCAUUAAUUUUGAUGUCUUUGAUCGCAGCCGCUCCUAUAUUCUGUAGUCCCGGACCGUUGCAGAACUAUUUCAUGAAAGACUUGGAUUUAUCCACUACGCAAUAUGUGUGGUUGAGUUCGAUAAAUAUAUGGCCGAAUGUGGUAAUCUGCUUUCUUGGAGGCUUCCUAAUUGAUCGAGUAUUUGGCGUUCGUUUCGGCACAAUUCUCUACUCGUUCAUAAUGAUGGUUGGCCAAUUGAUUGUUUCCAUUGGUGUGAUGCUUGGUGCAUUUCGAAUGAUAUUGCUAGGACGUUUCAUACUUGGCAUUGGUGAAGGAUCGAUAGGUAUUGCACAGAGAAACUAUGGUGUGCUGUGGUUCAAAGACAAGGAAUUGAACAUGGUGUUCGGUAUAAUGUCGUCGAUUGCACUGGGCGGAGGUACAAUCCAUCUUAUGAUGAUCGAACCACUUUACAAAUACAUCAAUCAAUGGUAUACGGGACACAUGUGUCUCGGCGUUGUCAUGCUAAUCGUAUUUACACCCUGUCUGAUGUCCUUUAUCUGUGCUAUUCUUCUUGGUGCGCUCGAUAAGCGUGCUCAGCGAAUUCUGCAGCGAAACGAUAAUCCAGGCGGUGACAUUGCUAAAUUGAGUGAUGUAAAAACAUUUAACGCAACAUUUUGGAUGAUCAUUUCCAUUUGUAUUGCAUCCAAUGUAGCCGUAAAUUCAUUUAUGGCAUUGAGCAAAAUGUUCUUCAUGCAAAAAUAUGACUUCAGUGCACAGGAUGCCAACUAUAUCAACUCAACAUUAUGUCUUAUUUCAGCUGUGGCAUGUCCAUUGUUCGGUUAUAUCAUUGAUAAAACGGGCAAAAAUAUUUACUGGAUGUUAAUAUCAAUUCUUGCAUUGAUCACGGCUCAUUCAUUAUUCGCAUUUACAUAUGUUAAUCCAUUAAUUUGCAUGAUCUUAAUGGGAUUGGCGAUAUUGAUGCUUUCCUUUAAUGUAACGCCUCUUAUUGCGCUCGUCGUUCCUGCAUAUCAACUUGGCACUGCCUUUGGAUUCGUCGGAUCCGCGGUUAGUCUUAUUCUGUCUGUGAAUUCAAUGUUUAUCGGUACGAUUGUGGAUUGUGGUGGCUAUUUCACGCUUGAAAUAUUCUGCAUUUGCUGGUCAGGAGUUGCUCUCACCGGAACGGUGGUCUUUUGGAUUUAUGACGCAAUUAAAAAUGGCAUUUUGAAUAUGACCCCACAUGAACGUGAACUGCGUUUAGCAGUGAAUCGUUGACGCUCAUUGCGAAACCCAUAAAAGCAAGCGCUUGAAACGAAUGAAGAAAUUAAUACUAUGAAAGAAAUUCAUAGACAAACGGAAAGCAUUUUGAAUGUGUUGCAUUUUGCGGUACAGCGUAAUGUACGUAUACACGGCGUGGAAUCGUUACUUGCGGCAGCAUCUGAAUGAACAGACUGGUUCAAUUACGUUAUGUUUACAAACGGUUCGCUGUGCGCACGUGCAUCGUACGUCAACGUAGUGCGAUGCACUGAGCAUGCAUCUCAACGCAUCAAAGUCAAGCAAGCGAUCAGUCAACGCAGUUUAACUUCAACUGUUCUAGCAGAAACAGCGUAUACUCAACAAGACCCUAGUUCAGAAUUCGGACCUUUGUCUUUUUUCAUAUUUUUUUUACAUUUCAUCUUUGUUUAUAACAAGAGGAGAUUCAAACGCAUUUUUGUUGAAUAAACUGAAAUAAAGUUCACAAUUUUAUGACGAAAUAAAUUAAAUUACGAAUAUUUAUCAACUCAGAAUUUGAUUGCAUUUAACUGAAAAAGUGGCACAUGUGAGUGAGUAGAUUUCUUUGUUCUAGACCAAACAACGUCAAGCAGUUUUAUUGCGAUCGGCUUGCAACAAAUAGCUUCAACUCUUUUAAACAGCUACUUUGAAGAAGGAGAACGUGAUUUAUGCCAUCCGGAAAACUUGCCGAUAACUCAUCACUAACUAUCUAAAAUCAGAAUUAAAAAAAAUCCAUCAAAAUGGUAAAUGAAAGGAGUCCCAAAUUGAGACUGGUCGGAAUAGUAAUUGGAUCACUUUCGUUAAUAGUGACUGUGGUCUUGAUUGGUGUUUCGGUCAUAUUUAUACUGCCGGCAUCGAUUUUCGGACAAGCCAUGCUUCCUAUUUGCAUUGCACUCGUAUUUAACUGUGUGUUAAACGUCGCUUUCAUUUAUGGCGCGUUUUCAUACAAACCUGGCUACAUGUUGCUUUCCAUUUUGCUCUGGACUGUCCCAGCUGGAUUCUGUUUGUGCUUCAUAUUCAUUGGUAUAAUCAGAGGGAUACAGUACCUCAAGAUGGAAGAUCUGGAGGCUGAUGAGUUUCCAUUCUACGAAAUUAUCGCUUGUUCGUUGGUUUUCGUUGGAUACUACGUUGUCGCUAUCUUAUCUUAUUGGUCGGUGAAGAAGUCCAGCAACCAAAACACAGUCAGCGACCCUCGGCCGAACGUAAAGUACGCAAUAACUAAGGGAAAUACUGAAAAAGGUCAACGCUUGCGAAUCUACCCAACACUUGUGCUUGAAGUUUAGAUAAUUCAUUCGAAAUCGAAUCAAUUUUUGUAUCCGCUUUGAAAUUAAGAGUGAAAUAGCUUUUUAUUUGGCUUGAAUUUCAAAGCCAAUCUACUUGAAACGAACACUAAAUGCGUUAUCGACAAAAAAACAAAGACUUUUCGAAUCAACAACUUCGAUCUCAUCAAAGAGAUCAUUUGUUUUGGAUUUUUUUCAUACAUCCAAGACUUGAACAAUAAAAAUAAGACUUAUGUAUUCUGUUUCAAUCAGAAUUCAGUACAAUAAAAGAGAAUCAACCGUAA
This is a messenger RNA of Sitodiplosis mosellana (orange wheat blossom midge), 4359 nucleotides long. RefSeq names its product major facilitator superfamily domain-containing protein 1-like. Gene Ontology annotation, molecular function: transmembrane transporter activity. Gene Ontology annotation, biological process: transmembrane transport. The transcript is spliced from 11 exons. The record is from RefSeq and is a predicted model, not a curated record. NCBI's taxonomy places the organism in Eukaryota, Metazoa, Arthropoda, Insecta, Diptera, Cecidomyiidae. Bases 1413 to 2798 code for a protein of 461 amino acids. Gene Ontology annotation, cellular component: membrane; lysosome.